Vespa crabro (European hornet) is the source of this 4877-nucleotide messenger RNA. RefSeq names its product elongation of very long chain fatty acids protein AAEL008004 (gene sit). NCBI's taxonomy places the organism in Eukaryota, Metazoa, Arthropoda, Insecta, Hymenoptera, Vespidae. The transcript has 7 exons. Gene Ontology annotation, cellular component: endoplasmic reticulum membrane. Gene Ontology annotation, biological process: fatty acid elongation, saturated fatty acid; fatty acid elongation, polyunsaturated fatty acid; fatty acid elongation, monounsaturated fatty acid. Bases 1543 to 2496 code for a protein of 317 amino acids. Gene Ontology annotation, molecular function: fatty acid elongase activity. The record is from RefSeq and is a predicted model, not a curated record.
UCUUCCGUUUGAGCCCGAUAUCUACGUAAUCGUACUACGAGAGAUUGUCUUCCUCGUCCGCGUUCGCGUUAAAUAACCAUCGACGACGACGACGACGACGCGAGACUUUAUUAAUAUCACGAUAGUCGUCAGAAAUUGAGUUCUAAUAGAGUCGAAAGAAAGAAAAAAAAGAAGAAAAAAAAGAAAAGAGAAGGACGAGUAUAUCUCUCUCGUUCUCGGACAAAUUUUAUCGAGCACACUCAGGGGAAAGUAGCUUCGCAAGCGAGUGCUUCGAUCGGACCUAAAAUUCGCGAAUCUCUAGCUUUGCACGGUACGCGUGAUGGUAGAACACGCUAAUUUCGACGUAGUUAGACACGCAACGAGAAGUUGCCGAGCGAACCAGAAAGAGUUGCUAGGCCGUUAUAUCUCGGUGAAGGAAGAAAAAAAAGAAAAAAAAGGAAAAACGCUCUCGUCCCUCUCUUUUCGCUUUUAUCGAAGAAUAAUGAAAAGUAGGUAGAGAGCAAUAAGGCGUUACGACCAACAACAAGGUUGCUCAAUGUCGUUGCACCGUUCCUUACAUUUUAUGAGAUACUUUUAUUAUACUUAACCAAAAUAAUAUUUUACGUCGUUAUAGCAUUCGUAUACCCGAUGUUAAACCUCCCCACGUCUAAAUAACUACCUUGUUUCGCGCUGCGGCAAUUUAAUAAACUAUCGUGCAAUCCGUAUCGCGUUAUGAUCGUACAGCUUUUCGAUCGUAUUUAUUAAGUAGGUUAAAGUUAAUUGCCGUGACAGGGAAUGAAGUAACUCGCCUUUUGACUCGAGCUCGAAAAUUGGCAUUUCUCGCGUUGGAAUUCGAUUAAGAGGUUUAGACAAGUUUCUGCAAGUUCGCACGCAAUUUACCUUUCUACCUACGUACCUACCUACCUACCUACCUAUCUAUCUAGCUAGCUGGUUCCUUGCAUUUUUUCUCCGCUCUUUUUUUCCCUUUCUACGAAGGCCUUUAACGAGGCAAGGUUAAGCGAAAGCCCAUUGUCCAAGCUGGAGCCGUUCUCUCUGUAGCGUUAUCGACAUAGCGAAUUUUCAUCGGCAAAAUUAAAUCACCGACGAACAUUAAAUAUCUACGUAAUUGGAACGUUUAAAUUGGAGGAAAGGUUUUUGUUGAAGAGGAAAGAAGAAGACAAGAGAAAAAGAACAAAAAACACAGAAAUAGAAAGAAGCGUCGUUAGGUGAAACUCGAUCAAGUCAACUCGAUUCAUCCUCCGCUCGGCAUUGACACGGAUGCCCGACGACGAACGGUAUUUCUUCGAGAGAAAGUCCAGUGGAACGGGUUACGGAGAUAAGGAGGAGGAUGCCAGAGGAAAGCCGGUUAAGUGCGGGGAAAAAUAAAGAAGGAAAGAGAGAAAGAGGAGACGCUUUUUAUUCGAAACGGUAACUCAUUUUAUCUCGUACCAUCGAGUCGUCAAAAUGAGAGGCUCUUUCAACGUUGGCACGAGGAUGAGGACGAUUAGACGCGUGCGACGUAUCGGCUACGUACCGACUUCGUGUUAAUAGCUAAUCCUCCAAAUGAAUAUCACCGGCGUACCACCGAUCGACAAAAUGGCCAACAUCUAUGACAAUUCGUUGGUCCGAUUCUGGCACUUUAUUUUUCACGAUCUCUCGGAUCCCCGAACACGGAAUUGGUUCCUCGUGUCUUCACCGGUGCCAGGCGUCAGUAUCCUUAUCGGUUAUCACUACUUCAUCCAUUCCUGGGGUCCUAAGUACAUGGAACAUAGGAAACCGUUCCAAAUGAAGAACAUUCUAGUCAUGUAUAAUCUCAUACAGGUCUUACUCAGCACUUGGAUCUUUAUCGAAGGACUCAACUCUGCCUGGUUAACGAAAUAUAGCUUCAAAUGCGAGCCCGUAGAUUUUUCGGAAUCACCGGAUGCCCUCAGAAUCGCACGAACCGUUCACAUUUAUUUUCUCGCUAAACUGACGGAGCUUCUCGACACGGUCUUUUUCGUUUUACGAAAAAAGGAGAAGCAAGUUACGUUCCUCCACGUCUAUCAUCACACCGUGAUGCCUAUGGUCGCCUGGGGUGCAACGAAAUAUUAUCCUGGAGGUCAUGGUACUUUCAUAGGUCUCAUCAAUAGCUUCGUCCACAUCGUGAUGUACACGUAUUAUUUGCUAGCCGCAUUAUUGCCUCAAUAUCAAAAGUAUUUAUGGUGGAAGAAGUACAUAACGACGUUGCAAAUGGGACAAUUCUGCUUGGCGUUCUUGCACAAUUCCCAGUUACUCCUAUACGACUGCGGUUACCCAAGGUGGUCCGUCAUUUUAACCCUUCCAAAUGCAAUAUUCUUCUAUUUCCUUUUCUCGGACUUUUACAAGAUGGCCUAUGAGUCCGAUCGAAAGAAGAGAAGUGUGACGACGGUGAACGGUAAGAUCGAGUCCAACGGUACAGCGAGAAAAAGGAAUUGCAACGAUUUCGAAGAUACGUCGAACGUUUCUUCCAUUAGGAAGAUAAAAGGAAAGGAGAAUUAAUAAUUCGUCGGAUAUUUCUUACGAUAUUUCUUACGUUGUAGGGUAUUACAAUGAUAUUUCAUAAAAUAGAAAAAAGGAAAAAAAACAAAUGGCAAGAAGAAAAAAAAGAAAGAAAAAACAGCCGAGGGAAAAAGGAAGCUCAUUUCUUCGUGCCAAAUCGAAUUUCUUCGAAUCGAAAUGCAUUCAUUAAGGAUUAUUCACUUUUACGCGCCCGAUCGUUUUCGAAUCGAUACGAACGAUUAAUAAACGAGAGACAAACGUUCUGCUCGGUUGACGUUAACGGCCCAUUAACCUUUCAUGAUCGCGAAGAGAGAUUCCUUGUUACGAAAAAGAAUUUUUCCAACUUUACUCCAAGUAUAUGCAGACGAUAUAUGUAUAUACAUAUAUAUAUAUACGUGUAUAUAUAUAUAUAUAUAUAUAUACACAUCUCCUUCGAUACAAUGUUAUCGACGGCUGCCAGAGAGGGAGAGAGAAAACGAUCGAGAGUAGGAAUAGAUCGGCAAUUGAUAUUUCUAAAAGCGUGUGCGAUCGCGUAUCACACGUUAUAGAUUAAAGUUUUCUCAUGUGCCAUAACAAUCAAUGUUAACGAAUCGUCGAAGUUCUCUUUCCAUCGUUCUCUCUUGCAUCUCGUUUCUUUUGCAUCGCGAAACGCGCUUCGUUCAAACUUUAGACUUUAUACUCAACGAUAUAAGGAACGCGUUAGAGAUCCAAUCAUAGGCACCUUAUAUCGAUAUUAACGAAGCUCCGAAAUUAAUAUCUAUGUGCGAGAAAAUAAACACGACUUUUGCUGAUAGAAACUUUCCCCGUCUCGCCUUCUUACGUCACAUCCGUUUUUUUCUUCCUUUUCAUUUCUUUUCUUACUACGACGUAACGUAGACGUUUAUCUAUUUUUAUCUGUGCUCUUACCAACUUUCCUUUUAAAAAAAUAAAACAAGAAAAUCAGUUUUCACGCAAUAAGAACAUUCCUUCCAUUUCCGUUUCCCAGGAUUUUCGCCUUUCGGUCCUUUCAGUUUUCGUCGAGGAAAAAAGGAUCGAGUCAGUCGUCCAAGUUCAUACAAGUCCAAAUCGCGCACGAAUUUGAAAUUUAUUCUUAUAUCUGACUUUGAUAAUAAGAAUAAUAGAAUAAUAAUAAUAAUAGCAGCGAAAGCAAUAAUGAUAAUAAUAAUAGUAGUAGCAGUAGUAGUAGUAGUAGUAGUAGUAAUAAUAAUAAUCAACUCCAAUGGGUAUAUUAUACUUUAUAUUCUAUUAUUAGUAUAUUUAAAAAUCACAGUCUUAGUUGAAGAAUUGACAACAGAAAAUACUAUCUUGUAAACCUAUCCGCAUAGUAAUAUUCAUAAUGUACAUUACAAAUGAUUCUCUCCUUUCUUAUGACGACAUCCAGACGCAUCCUCGCAUAUAUGUAUUUAUACAGCUAUAUAAAUAUACAUGUACAUAUACAUGUGUGUGCGUGCGUGCGUGCGUGCGUGCGUGCACGUGUGUGUGUGUGUGUGUGUGUGUGUGUGUGUGUGUGUGUGUGUGUAUAUACAAUAAUAAGGUUCAUCCUCUCUCGCAUCGGGCAUCGAAUUUCCAUAUACAUAUAUAUGUAUAUAUAAAUACGAUAAAACACCGUUUAAAAAGGAACAACAAUCGCGAUAGAGCAAAAUCAAAUUGAUCGAGAUACGACAAAAAUUCAGAUAUCUUACAUCGAUAGCGGCUAAGAGGAUAAUUUUAAAUACGCGAGUACUUUUGACGCGAUACUUUUACGUUUACGAAAACAAGUUCGACGAGCUAGCUGAAAACACUUUCGAGUAGUACACCUAUCUACAAUAUGUACCCACGCAAAUGUCUCUUGUCUAUCUUUUUUUCCUUUCCUUCUUUCUUUCCUUCUUUAUUUCUUUCUUUUUCCGUCUUGUACGCGUCAAAUAUAGAAAAUAUGAUAUAUCGAUUGACUCUGUAACAUCGUACGUAUUAGUAAAUUCUGUAUCAUUUGACAUAAUAAUUUCGUUUCAUUCGUUUCUCUCUUAUCUUUCUUCUUUCCUUUCUUAUUUAUUUGUCGCCCCCCGCCCUCCCCUCAAAGGAAGACCGUCGAAUCGAAUUUUCGUAGCUCUACGAUCGCUGUGAAAAUGAUCAAAUAUAGUACAUACUUGUAGAUAUAUAUGUAUGUAUUUUAUGUCUGACGAUUAGAUUACGAAUGUUUAGAGAUAUGCCUAUUUAAUUAUAUACAAAUGAUGAUAGCGAGGAGAAAUUGGUGACAUAUUAUGUCGAAAAUAAAAAUACGCUGUCACAUAUGCACGACAUAUGUGGUAUAUUCGUGCAAAUGUCCGUCAAACGAAAUAUGCAAAACAUAUCUACGCAAAAUAAUGGAGACAUAAUAUGCAAAAUAAAAGUGACAUUUCAAUAUA